AUGUUGGAUAGAGUUGAAAAGUUUCAAAAAGCAUUUCAACGACUAGAGGAUGAAGAUUCGGGAUAUGAUAAAAGCGUUAAAGAGGAUGAUAGUAAGGAUGAUGAUGGUGUUAGUGAGUUUAGUAAAGGAGGGGCAUCCAAGUUGGAGUCUCCAACCAAGGAUGAUUGGGAUAAGAGUGGAUUAUUUGUUAAAUUUCAAAAACUUUUUUACGAUAUAACAUUGCGUUUCUCGGGGGCCAAUUAUGUGAUCACUUGCAACUAUUUUGUAUUUGAGCUAGCGACAAUUCAAGCUCAUUUUGUUUUGAAAGAAUAUAUGAAGAUAAUAGGUCGAAAAGUUCUUAUGUUAGUUGAUCGGGUUAAAGAUGCAUUGACUUAUUUAUACGAUAGUUAUUGUGAAAAUGACGGAAAUGAUCUUAAGGCACAAGAUCAAACUAUGAGCCAAUUAAGCCAAGGAGGGGUUAGUACUAUAAGUUCAACUGCUGGGGUUAACUCCAUUAGAUACUGCGCGCUUUCAAGAGUUGCGCAGGAUGUUCUUGCAGUUCCGAUAUCUAUAAUAGCCUCUGAGUCAGCUUUUAACACAGCAAGUCGAGUAUUUGAUCCUUUCCGCAGUAACCUAUCUCCACUUAUGGUAGAAGCCCGCAUCUGUACACAAAAUUGGCUCCAUUCUUCUUCUGUCCCAAUUUACAUUUGCACUUUAAUGGAUGAUGUUGAGGAGUUUGAGAAAUUUGAUACUGAGCUCAUGGAAGAUCUAGGGAGUUCUUCAAGACCUAUUUCUUCGAUUGGAGAUGAUCAAAUUUAA
Messenger RNA from Carya illinoinensis, 798 nucleotides. RefSeq names its product zinc finger BED domain-containing protein RICESLEEPER 2-like. Gene Ontology annotation, molecular function: protein dimerization activity. The transcript has 4 exons. The coding region runs from base 1 to 798 and encodes 265 amino acids. NCBI's taxonomy places the organism in Eukaryota, Viridiplantae, Streptophyta, Magnoliopsida, Fagales, Juglandaceae. The record is from RefSeq and is a predicted model, not a curated record.